CUCAGCAAUUCAGUUUACCACUUUAUCUGCACUGUCGACUGCACCGGAAGACUCUCGUCGUUGUCCUCGUGGAUACCGUGUAUCAAGGACAACAUCAUCUUAUUAGUAGUACUAGGGUCGUGCAACAUGAUCCGGCACUUGUCGAAGCUGUUGGUAUUGAGCACUUCGAACUGAGUCAGGGGAGCGUAAGUCUAUUCGGACAAGAACAU
This is a messenger RNA of Amoebophrya sp. A25, 209 nucleotides long. NCBI's taxonomy places the organism in Eukaryota, Dinophyceae, Syndiniales, Amoebophryaceae. The record is from the annotation of a GenBank genome assembly.